Colletes gigas is the source of this 3956-nucleotide messenger RNA. RefSeq names its product helicase SKI2W (gene tst). Gene Ontology annotation, molecular function: RNA binding; RNA helicase activity; ATP binding. The transcript is spliced from 12 exons. The record is from RefSeq and is a predicted model, not a curated record. Lineage: Eukaryota; Metazoa; Arthropoda; Insecta; Hymenoptera; Colletidae. Bases 290 to 3952 code for a protein of 1220 amino acids. Gene Ontology annotation, cellular component: Ski complex. Gene Ontology annotation, biological process: nuclear-transcribed mRNA catabolic process, 3'-5' exonucleolytic nonsense-mediated decay.
UCUAAUGCUUAUCAAGGGUCCAGUUACUCCAGUUUGUUCUAUAUCUUUUGGGAAAUACUUGAAAUACAUGUUGGACUGUACUGACGUUACAGAAGUAUCGUUCAUGUAGUUGCAAAUAAGAUGACCACGAAUGGAAGAUUUAAAUUUACGUAUAACGACAUUAUACAAGAAAAUUUAAGAUCUUCAUAACUAUGCUACUUGAAUGUGUUUUACACAAUAAACGGAAGUAUAUUGAUUAAUUAGUACAAAAAUUGUGUUGUUUGUGACAUAAGUACAAUAUCUGAAUAAAAUGGAUGUGGAGGAUAAUACGGAUACAGAGUUGCGGUUUAUAUCACCCUCUCUUUUGUCUGAUAGUCAGACUGUACUGAGAGAAUAUAUUAUGUGCGUGGAUAAUCUUCCGAUAUACCAUCUGGAUAAUGCCCAAUGUUAUUGGCCAAGGAAACCUGAUAUUUUGUCUCUUUUGGACUUUGAUUUAGCAUCGCCUAGCACUAUGUUAAAAUUUGAGCGUGAUCCUGUUACCGGAGAACUUGGAGAAAUGUGCGAAGUUCCUGUAACAUCAGCCGGUGAAAAUGCACGAAAUUCAAUGUCUAUGACCCGUGCACCAGGGCCUGCUACAGAUAAUAUAAGAGGAAAUGCCAGUAAUAUUCCAUUCUGGCCGGGUGGCUUCGAUGAACCUGAAAUGGUACAAAAUUUAACAAUGGAAGAUAUCGACUUUGAAAAUAAUUUAAGAACCUUGGCGAAAGGAUUCACAGCUGGAAUAGAAUUUAAAAGUGAUAAUUGCACUCCAAAAGAGGCAACAACACAGGAAGAACAGUUAUUGGAAUCAGAGAAAAAUGAAAUCGAAAAAAUAGCAGAGAAAAUUAAUUUAAUGGCGAUCGUAAACGACGAGCGGAAUGUGCUCGAUAUCUGGUCGUCAGGAAAAGACACUAAGAAAGAGAAAGAGACUACUAAACCUUCGGAUAUACAAGAAUCAUCGUUCGAUGAAAUUGUUCCGUUUUUAGAUAAAUCGGAUAUUCCUGUUUUGAAGAUCUCAGAUAAACCUGCAGAGAAUGCAAAAUCAGAGUGGGCGGAACAAUUAGACGUGUCAAUUCCAAUAAAUGAUUUUGAUAAACAUAUACCUGAUCCAGCAAUGUGUUUUCCUUACGAAUUGGAUACUUUCCAGAAACAAGCAAUCCUUAAGUUAGAAGAGAACUGUAAUGUAUUUGUUGCCGCUCAUACAUCGGCUGGAAAAACGACAGUAGCGGAAUACGCGAUCGCGUUAAGUCAAAAACAUAUGACAAGGGUCAUCUAUACAUCUCCUAUAAAGGCACUUUCGAAUCAAAAAUAUCGCGAUUUCAAAAAAAAAUUUGACAGUGUCGGAUUGUUAACAGGGGACCUGCAAAUUAACUCGAAUGCUUCGUGUCUUAUCAUGACUACAGAAAUUUUACAAUCCAUGUUAUACUGUGCAGCAGACGUUUUAAGAGAUUUAGAAUUUGUUAUUUUCGACGAGGUGCAUUAUAUUAAUAAUGACGAACGUGGUCAUGUUUGGGAAGAAAGUGUCAUUCUUUUACCAAAAACAGUUAACAUAGUAAUGUUGUCUGCGACUGUACCGAAUCCACUAGUAUUUGCAGACUGGGUCGGUCGUACUAAGAAAAAAAAAAUGUUUGUGAUAAGUACUUUGAAACGACCAGUACCGCUACAACAUUAUUUAUAUACUGGAACAAAUGGUAAAACUAGACACGAUAGAUUUUUAGUGUUAAACGAAAAGGGUGAAUUUUUGCUUCAUGGGUACGAGAUGGCAACGGCUGCGAAAAAUACAAGUAAAAAUAAGUCUAAACAUACUACAAAUUUGAAGAAUGUUAUGUUGCCAAAACAAGAGCAGGCGUUGUGGUAUGCUUUCAUCAGUCACCUCAAGAGCAAUAAUAUGUUACCUGUCGUUGUGUUUAUGUUAUCACGAAAGCGUUGCGACAUGAUAUCAGUUUUAUUAAGAAAUGUCAAUCUCACUACCGAAACUGAAAAACAUACCAUCAGAGUCUUUUUCCAAAAUAAUAUUAAGCAUUUGAAAGGCACGGAUAGACAGUUGCCACAAGUUCUCAUGAUACAAGAAUUGUUGCAAAAUGGUGUUGGCAUACAUCACAGUGGUAUAUUACCUAUUUUAAAGGAGAUAAUAGAAAUGCUUUUUCAAAGUGGAAUUGUAAAGUUGCUGUUUGCGACAGAAACAUUUUCAAUGGGUAUGAACAUGCCAGCACGUACCGUAAUUUUCGACUCCAUUAGAAAAUACGAUGGUAACAAUUUUCGGAUACUUUAUCCUACCGAAUACAUACAAAUGGCUGGUCGUGCUGGUCGUAGAGGCCACGACACGGCAGGAAUGGUUGUAAUUAUGUGUCGUACAUCGUUACCACAUCUGAACGAACUGAUAACUAUGAUGUGUGGUCAAGCUCAAAACCUAGAAUCUAAAUUUAAAGUAACAUACUCCAUGGUUUUAAAUCUGAGACGAGUACACGAAUCGGUAUCUGUCGAGGCAAUGAUGCGCAGAUCCUUUAAAGAAUCGUCGUUCGCUUCGAAACAAAAUGUUUACAAAGUCGAAUUACAAAAAGUGGAAGACGAACUAUCAAAGUUACCGCCCUUAACUGAUCUACAAAAAUACCUGUGUGAUUUUUAUAAGAAUGCCGUCGACUACUUGGAGUAUCUAAAAUAUUUAAAACCGCUUUUAUACGAGACACAGAAGAAGAUAGUACAAGAUUUAACACCUGGCAGAGUUUUGAUUAUAUCUUAUGCAAGCCACUACAAUAAACUAGCUCUCGUAUUGAGUACAGUUCAAAGUAAAAGCGGUAGACAAUACAGGGUAUUAGUUCUUAAGAAUUCCGAACCAUCGAAACCUGCCGAGGAAAAUCCAUCGAAAGCGGUUAAGUUCAAGAAGUCCGAAAAAUGGCACGACAUGAUCGCUUUAACAAAAAAAGAGUUGUUCGUACCAUCUGGAGUUCCAGUCGACGAAGUGUUAAUUAUAUCUGCGUGGCAUAUAUUAGAAAUAACAAAUUGCAAAAUUAAUGUAGAUUGCGCUUUAGUCCUCUCAAGUUGGGGAAAAAAGCAAAUACCAAAAUAUAGGGACACGCCUUGUGAUCAAUCUUAUCAAUUCGCUAUACAACAAUUAAUGAUAUUGUCGUUGAGUGCUGCUCAAUAUGCUCCCGUUUUACAACCUUAUACGGAAAUGAAAUCGAACUAUAAUUUUAAAACGAAAAUAAAUCGGUUGCUUCGUUUAAAAAAAGAAGUUUACGAUAUGAAAUACACAGAAAUUUCAAAUUUUGAAGAACAAUUUGAAAUCGUAUUCGAACGAAGCGAAUUAGAAAGCAAGAAGAUAAAGCUUCAGCUUCAACUUAGCGACGAAAAGUUGAGUCUUUAUCCCGACUAUACAAGCGCUGUUGCUCUUCUUAAAGAUUUGGGAUACAUAGAUAACGAUGAAAGAGUUGCAUUGAAAGGACGAGUCGCGCUUCAGAUGGGUAGUAACGAAUUGCUAAUUACAGAACUUAUUCUUAAAAAUGUAUUAACAAUACUUCAGCCGGCUGAAAUAGCAGCAUUGUUGUCUACUUUAGUGUUUCAACAACGAACGAACGUUGAACCACAUCUUACUCCAGAAUUGAAGAGGGGAUACGAAGCAAUACAAAAGAUAUAUUCCGAAUUAGAAUCUUUAGAACAGCAUUAUCAAUUAGCAACGCUGCAACCGUUGAAUAUCGGUUUGGUUGAAGUGGUGUACGAUUGGGCGCAAGCAAAAUCGUUCGCCGAGAUUAUGGAGAAAACGGAUGUACAAGAAGGAAUCAUAGUACGAUGUAUUCAACAAUUAAGCGAAACGUUAAAGGACGUUAAAAUUGCAGCUGUAACUAUUGGUGAUCCUGUUUUAAAGGAAAAGAUGGAAGAAGCUUCAACUGCUAUUAAGAGGGAUAUCGUUUUUACCCCGUCUUUGUAUACACAAGAUUGAUUGU